Molecule: messenger RNA, 573 nt
Organism: Scomber japonicus (chub mackerel)
Lineage: Eukaryota; Metazoa; Chordata; Actinopteri; Scombriformes; Scombridae
Gene: rgs16
Product: regulator of G protein signaling 16
Exons: 5
Coding region: 1-573 (190 amino acids)
Source: RefSeq, a predicted model, not a curated record
AUGUGUAAAGGACUAGCAUCGCUGCCUACCUGCUGCCUGGAAAGGGCCAAGGAGCUGAAAGCAAGGCUGGGAAGCCUUUUGCAAAAACCUGAUUGGAGUCUAUCCUGCUGCAAAAUCGGCAAAAAUAAGCCAACCCUGGAAGAAUGCCUUAGGUGGAAAGAAUCCUUUGAGAAACUCCUGUCCAGCAAAUAUGGACUGUGUGCCUUCACAUCCUUCCUGAUGUCUGAGUUCAGCGAGGAGAACGUUGCAUUCUACUUUGCCUGUGAAGAUUACAGGAAUACCAAGUCUGUUGCCAAAUUACCUGCGAAAGCCCAGAAGAUCUAUGAUGAAUUCAUCGGCAGUGAUGCUCCCCGGGAGAUCAACAUUGACCAUGAAACUCGAGACAUCACAAAAGCCAACAUGCUGGAACUGUCACCUUCUUGUUUUGACCAGGCCCAACACAAAAUCUACAUGCUCAUGGCCAAAGACUGCUACCCUCGAUUCCUGCGCUCUCCAGCUUACAGGGAUCUGGUCUGCCAAGCCAAACCGAGCAGCAAGGCAACCAAGCAGCCCCGGCAGGAGAAGAAGGCGUGA